Messenger RNA from Condylura cristata (star-nosed mole), 2481 nucleotides. It is a transcript of the gene ACAP1, whose product is annotated as ArfGAP with coiled-coil, ankyrin repeat and PH domains 1. The coding region runs from base 176 to 2395 and encodes 739 amino acids. The transcript is spliced from 22 exons. Gene Ontology annotation, molecular function: protein binding; GTPase activator activity. Gene Ontology annotation, cellular component: cytoplasm. NCBI's taxonomy places the organism in Eukaryota, Metazoa, Chordata, Mammalia, Eulipotyphla, Talpidae. The record is from RefSeq and is a predicted model, not a curated record.
UAGCUUACUAGGAGCCCCCUUCCCCUGUAGAAAGAGUUACUUUUCCUGAGGCUCUGAAGAGGAGAGGACCCUCUCCUCUUUUCUGCAUCUUUGCCCCUCCUGGGGCAAGGAGUCUUCCAUCUACAUCCCCACAGCCUGGCCCAGGGCCCACUGGCCCCACAGUGACCCAGCUGAGAUGACCAUCAAAGUGGAUUUUGAGGAGUGUCUCAAGGACUCACCCCGCUUCCGGGCUUCGGUUGAACUGGUGGAAGCUGAAGUAUCAGAAUUGGAGACCCGGCUGGAAAAGCUUCUCAAACUGGGCACUGGCCUCCUGGAAAGUGGACGCCAUUACCUAGCUGCUGGCCGUGCCUUCAUUGUUGGCAUUUGUGAUCUGGCCCGCCUGGGUCCACCAGAGCCCAUGAUGGUGGAAUGUCUGGAAAAAUUCACUGAAAGCCUGAACCAUAAGCUGGACAGCCACGCAGAGCUUCUAGACGCCACCCAGAAUACUCUGCAGCAGCAAAUCCAAGCCCUGGUCAAGGAAGGUCUCCGGGGUUUCCGAGAGGCUCGUCGGGAUUUCUGGCGGGGGGCUGAGAGUCUGGAGUCUGCUCUUACCCACAAUGCAGAGGUUCCCAGGCGCCGGGUCCAGGAGGCAGAAGAGGCCGUCGCAGCUUUGAAGAAUGCUCGAGCUAGUUACAGGGGACGAGCACUGGAUUAUGCCCUGCAGAUCAAUGUGAUUGAGGACAAGAGGAAAUUUGACAUCAUGGAAUUUGUCCUGCGUUUGGUGGAGGCCCAGGCAACCCAUUUCCAACAGGGUCACGAGGAGCUGAGUCGGCUAGCCCAGUACAGGACGGAGCUGGGUGCCCAGUUGCACCAGCUGGUCUUGAAUUCAGCUCGAGAGAAGAGGGACAUGGAACAGAGACACGUGUUGCUGAAACAGAAGGAGCUGGGCGGGGAGGAACCAGAACCAAGCCUGCAGGAGGGGUCUUGUGGCCUGGUCAUGGAAGGACAUCUUUUCAAAAGGGCCAGCAAUGCAUUUAAGACCUGGAGCAGACGCUGGUUCAUUAUUCAGAGCAACCAGUUGGUUUAUCAGAAGAAAUACAAGGACCCUAAGACUGUGGUGGUAGACGACCUUCGUCUCUGCACAGUGAAGGUCUGCCCUGACUCAGAAAGGCGAUUUUGCUUUGAGGUGGUGUCCCCCAGCAAGUCCUGCCUCCUCCAGGCUGACUCUGAGCGUCUCCUGCAGUUGUGGGUCAAUGCUGUGCAGAGCAGCAUCGCCACAGCCUUCAGCCAGGCUCGCCUGGAUGACGACACCCGGGGUCCAGGCCAGGGCUCAGGACACCUGGCUGUGGGCUCUUCUGCCACUCUGGGUUGUGGUGGUUUGUCCAGGGGAAGGGAAACUGGGGGAAGCAGGCAUGUGGCAGCCCAGGUACAGAGUGUGGAUGGCAAUGCCCAGUGCUGCGACUGUCGGGAGCCAGCCCCUGAGUGGGCCAGCAUCAACCUUGGUGUCACCCUCUGCAUUGAGUGUUCCGGCAUUCACAGGAGCCUUGGAGUUCAUUUCUCCAAAGUACGGUCUCUGACCCUCGACUCAUGGGAGCCAGAACUAGUGAAGCUUAUGUGUGAGUUGGGAAAUGUAGUCAUCAACCAGAUCUAUGAGGCCCGUGUGGAGGCCAUGGCAGUGAAGAAGCCAGGGCCCAGCUGCUCCCGGCAGGAGAAGGAGGCCUGGAUUCACGCCAAAUAUGUAGAGAAGAAGUUCCUGACCAAGCUUCCUGAAAUUCAAGGGCGAAAAGGGGGUCAGGGGGCCCUGAGAAGGCAUCCUCCGCUGCCCCCAAAGCCUUCUAUCAAGCCAGGGCCAGGGAGCUUCAGAUCUAAGCCAGAGUCUCCCUCUGAUGACCUGGGCAGCCUGCAUCCUGGGGCCCUGCUGUUUCGAGCUGCUGGCCACCCUCCAUCCCUUCCCACCAUGGCUGAUGCUCUUGCCCAUGGAGCUGAUGUCAACUGGGUCAAUGGAGGCCAGGAGAAUGCCACACCACUGAUCCAGGCCACAGCAGCCAAUUCUCUUCUGGCCUGUGAGUUUCUCCUCCAGAACGGAGCAAACGUGAACCAAACAGACAGCCAGGGCCGUGGCCCACUUCACCAUGCAACCAUUCUUGGACAUACUGGGCUGGCCUGCUUGUUCCUGAAACGGGGUGCUAACCUGGGGGCUCGGGACUCUGAAGGCAGGGACCCUCUCACUAUCGCCAUGGAAACAACCAACGCAGACAUUGUCACCCUGCUAAGAUUGGCCAAGAUGAGAGAGGCCGAAGUGGCCCUGGGCCAGGCAGAUGAGACUUAUCUGGACAUUUUCCGGGACUUCUCCCUCAUGGCAUCUGAUGACCCAGAGAAGCUGAGCCGGCGCAGUCAGGACCUCCACACGCUUUGAUUCCUGACCUUAGGUUAGCGGCGGCAUCCCCAGCCCUUCCAGUCCUACAGCGUGCCCCUUGGCCAUUAAAGUCUGUUUUCACACUU